Molecule: messenger RNA, 2543 nt
Organism: Phytophthora nicotianae INRA-310
Lineage: Eukaryota; Oomycota; Peronosporomycetes; Peronosporales; Peronosporaceae
Exons: 2
Coding region: 1-2442 (813 amino acids)
Source: RefSeq, a predicted model, not a curated record
AUGGAUAAUCAACAGAAAGCUCCGCCUGUGCGUGAAUUCUCUACUCGGUUCCUCCCGAACAAUGGCAUUCCAGAGUACAAUGCGCUGUUGGACAAUCAUUUGGGCAAGCGCCGAGAGUUUCUACUCGGUAACCGGCAUUCCUUGGAGUUAAUGCAGCAGACUGGAGUGAUUGAACGUGUGGAGACACAGCCAGACAACCCAAACCAGUAUGUGGUGCAUAUAGCUGACAAGCCCAUCCACAGACGCAAGCGUCUACCUCCACGAUCCGCCUCUGGCCCAUUGCAACCUCCAGAGUCUCAAACGAUGCCCUGGCGACAAUAUUCUGCUAAUCGAGAGCUCCGACGAGGCAAUACCAGUACUUCUCGCUUGAACACCGAUGGAUUACUGGGUAAAUAUGACGAUGUUAGUGCAGCGAAGAAAGCUAAUGCAGCGACAUUGAAGGGAUUAAGUCGGAGCUUCAGCACGAAUACCGUCCUAAGUACUUCAUGUAAACCGGUAUUGAAAUCGGCAGCAGCGAAUCGUUUAGCGCUUUUCGGCUCAACAAAAUGUAGCGCCUUAUUGGAAGCUUCCGGCAAACAUCGAGCUUCGUCUGACGUCUCGCUAUCUCAAGUUACGGAAAAGCGUACUCGCAGUCGCAGUGCAGUCUCUACGAAAGUGUCGAAGAGAUCAGUGGCAUCAACCGCUAGUACUUCUCAUACCAGUAAUGUGAAAGGUACAGUGGAACAUUUACUCGAGAGCGAUGCUGCGUUCAUGACUCAAAUCCGGACGAUGAAGGAACAACUCACUGAAUUGGAAGGUAAAAAAUCGUAUUUAGACACCGAGAUCGGUAAUUUACGGCGUAAGUUACGCGGUGUCAACGCUGUCCGAGAGAACGACGUGGCAGUGGCGCACUGCUCGUCUAUCAUGCAGCAUCGAUUAUCCAAAGCGGAAGAGGAAUUUAUGAAGCUCGUGACACAGCAACAAGAAGUUAAGAAAGAUGUGGAUCGAGUACGACGCGAGCUCUUGUCUAUGUGGAAGGUACGACAGAAACUUCAAGAAGAUAUCGAGGACGUGGCGCAAGCGAAUCAAAGUUACGAAGAAAAAAUACACACGUCGAAAAUUGUGCGCAAUCAAUUGUCGGAGGAGCUGAGUGAACUGGAGCGCAGCGCUGAAGCCGAAAUAGAAGCCCAGAGACUGAAUCUGCCGCCCGAAGAAGCCGUGGUUGUGGAUGUAAACAAGCUCAUGGGAGCUGUGAAAGAGCGACGGCAUGCGUUGGUUGGGCUCAAUCCAACGGGGAGAGCACUGACGAUACUGCAGCCGAGUACAGCUACACCAGUAAACGGUACGACGUCAAGGAGUCCGAAUGAACGACGCCAGCCCAAGACCCUGGUGGAUUAUUGCACUGCAUUUCGUGUACUACAGAAUUCAAUGGGGUUUCCGGAUUUAGAAGCACUUGAAGAGCAGUUCACGACCACGGAGGAGCAAUUAUUGUCGAAAUAUAAGGCGAAUCUUGCUCUAGCAGAUGAAGUAGCAGCCUUGGAGAAGGAAAUAUCUGCUAUCAACAACGAGAAGAAAAUCAACCGCGCAAAUGUACGCGGUAUUGCCCAAGCGAGCGAGAAGAUCGAGCGGGACAUGCAGAUUCGUACCCAGAGUGUUCUUAAGAGUAUUAACUCUUACAAUGAUCUGCGUGAACAACGCAAUCGGGAGCAUGCCAAGCUACGUGACAUCAUGUUACGGUGUCUUGAUGCUCUUCAAAUCGACGUUAGAGGGUCCGAUCUUCCCGACGAUAAUGGAAACCGCAGCUCGAAUGGCAGAUCGAAGACGCACUGGGCCGAAGCACCGUCACCUGAGCUUCUGGAAAUGUUACAACGCAAGAUGACGCAAGUGGCUGUCACAUUAAAAGUUAAGCACAGCUCUCGUAUCCUGGAAAUCCCUCCUGAAGCGCUAAGGAUGAAUCGAGGGCAUGACGGGCGACGUAGUAACAUGUUUUCGACCCGAGAAGCGUCCAAGAUCGUACUGGGACCGCGAGAACCUUCCGGCUCUGCGUUGUCAGCCAUCCUCGGUACAGUUCAACCACCGUCUAUUGAGAACGCAGUGGCGUUAACAGAGAACGUGAGUAUGAUGGAAGUGAUGCAUGGACUGCAUCGCUCUAUCAGUCCUGCGCGAAGAAAAGCAAGCUUGCUUUCAAUCGUUCCUCCAGGUUUGGGGAAACCGGUUAAUACCAGUACUACCGGUAAUGCUACGCCUACUGUGGUGAAUUUACUCAAUGCUGGUAACGUUAGAAGGUCUGCACCGAACACGUUGCCUCCAGUGCGUGGUAGAUCAUCGUUGGCUGCGAUGAUCGAAGCAGACAAAGAAGAGGAUGAAGAUGACGAAGAAAAUGAUGGAGAGAACGAGAAUGAUCAAGCUGAAGUAGGUGGAGGUGAUGAUACUGGCGAAGACGAUAAUGAUACGGAUAUUUAGAGUAAAUUUUGCUCUUAAAAAGCAAGAUGGUGUGUUGAGAACAGUCUAAUUUAUCGGAUAUUUUUGCGUGAACGACUGAGUGGUAGAACUUGACUAAUGUU